Ipomoea triloba (trilobed morning glory) is the source of this 1887-nucleotide messenger RNA. RefSeq names its product 50S ribosomal protein L4. Gene Ontology annotation, biological process: translation. Bases 354 to 1265 code for a protein of 303 amino acids. Gene Ontology annotation, molecular function: structural constituent of ribosome. The transcript has 9 exons. Lineage: Eukaryota; Viridiplantae; Streptophyta; Magnoliopsida; Solanales; Convolvulaceae. Gene Ontology annotation, cellular component: ribosome. The record is from RefSeq and is a predicted model, not a curated record.
CAAAAUAGCAAUAGCCCUAAUCUGGGCUUCUGCUUCUCCACUCCUCCCUCGUCUCUCACCGCCGUCCGCCAUCCGCCAUCUGUGCCUCAAGCUCUCCGGCUCCGGCCCCUCCGCCUCGGCAACACUUCACUUGGGUCAAGCGGCCGCUCCCUCACGCCCUCCGGCCUCUCUUUAUCUAUGCGGUGACCGGACCUCACCUCAGCCUGUCAUCCCUCUGCGCCUCUGCUUCAUUGAGUCACUGUAACUCCAAGCCUCAAAGCCUUUGUUCUGGCUGAAAGUGAAACUCUAAAAUGGAGAAAAUGACCAUCUAAUUUGUAUCUAUAUAUGUAUGACAUCAGUAUCUGUCGAAGAGCAUGGCAUUUUCAAUUUCUAGGAGGCUUUUGCGUUCGUUUUGUUCAUCUGAUUCCCCUGCCUGUUUGCUCCGUUCCCUCUCUGGAUCAACAGCUUCAAAUGUAACCUCUUCAAAACAUUUUUCUGUUGCUAAGAAUGAACCAAUUUUCCUUGCCUUACGAAGAAUUUCGACUUCAAUCCUGACUUCUGGUUCAGGUGAAAGUGAAUUUCCAUCAGAUUUAUUGACAAAGAAACGUGUUUUAACUCCUGAUCGAGAAAUAGGGCUCUAUCAGGACCUGGUUGUUCCAGUAACAAACUUUCAUAAUGAAGAUAAGGGCUUUAUGGUGUUGGCUGGUGAUGUUUUCGAUGUGCCAAUUAGGAAGGACAUUAUACAUCGUGUUGUUAGAUGGCAGCUUGCUAAACGCCAGCAGGGAACACAUUCAACUAAAACUAUUAGUGAGGUCAGUGGUACUGGGAGGAAGCCUUAUCGGCAGAAGGGUACAGGUCGAGCAAGGCAUGGGACACUCCGUGGCCCUCAGUUUCGUGGCGGUGCAAUAAUGCAUGGCCCAAAGCCCCGAAGUCAUGCUAUCAAGCUGAACAAGAAGGUUCGUCGACUGGGCUUGAAGAUUGCUUUGUCAGCUCGUGCAGCAGAGGGAAAGCUCAUGGUUUUUGAGGAUAUGGAACUACCUACACACAAGACCAAGAAUAUUGUAAGCUAUGCCCAGAAAAUGGAGAAUGCCAAAAAAGUUUUGCUUGUUGAUGGUGGCCCCAUCAACGAAAACCUCAAGUUGGCCACUCAAAAUAUACAUUAUGUCAACGUUCUGCCUUCUAUUGGUUUAAAUGUCUACAGUAUUCUGCUGCAUGACACGCUAGUCAUGUCACGUGAUGCCGUAAAUAGGAUAGUCGAGCGGAUGCACACUCCAAUCAAUCGCUAAUUGAGCUUCUCUAGGUUGGAAUGAGUGUAGAUUUUUUCUUUGUUUCUUGAAAAUAGAUGAUGAGACAGUAGAAUAUGCAUACUGCUAUCAUCGAUUGAAUUGCUUAGGUUUUUUGCACCGUUUUGGCAGCUGUGGUUGAGACCAGUUAUGAAUAUGCUGCAGCAGACAAACCCAAGUUAUUAUUCUGCAUUCAACUGUGUACGAAGAACCUUGUUCAACGGGCUUGUGGAAGAAAGAAAGAUAUGAUUAUGUGGGAAGAAUUGGAUUGAACUGUUUCAGUGGAUGCAUUUUAUUUCAUUGGUGAUCAUAAGCAGAAAUUGUGCCUUAUCUUGGGUUUGAACAUUGUAAAACGUUUCCAAAAACAACUUUUUCAGGUUUCAGGUUUAAGGUUUAAGGUUCUGUCUAGCAGAAAACUAAGAAAAGCAUAGCAGAGAAUUGAAGGGUUUUUGAUUUGAUUUAGGGAGAGGCGGAAAAAGGGCGUGUAGAAUGGAGUGAUCAUCCAAAUCUUCAUCGAAACUUCAUCUUGUUUGUGUGAGGUUCGACUAAUUUGAACUGAUGGAGCCAUAUGCAGCUUGUAUUUCAAUAUAUUUAUUAAUAAAAUAAAUUUUUAAUUUUCACAAAA